AUGGCGGAGUCCAACCCGCUCCGGGGGUUCCCCCGUCUCCGCCGGGCAGCGACCUCGUUUCCAGGCAACCUGCAUCUGGUAUUGGUGCUCCGCCCCACCGGCUUGCAAAGCCCCGCCCCCAGCCCCGCCUCCAGCACCGACCUGGGUUUCCGCUUCAGCCAGGAGGACUUCCUGUUGAAGAUGCCGGUUGUGAUGCUGCGGUCGGUGGGAGACCUGCUUCGCUACAUUGACGAACACCACCUGACCUCGGAGUUCACCGGGACGGUGCAGUACUGCCAAAGUGACUGGCUCGUCCUCCGCACGGCCAUCGAGAGCUUCGCGGUGACGGUGAAGGAGAUCGCUCAGCUCCUGCAGGGCUUCGGCUCGGAGCUGUCGGAGACCGAACUGCCUGAUGACGCCAACGCCAUAGAGUUCCUGUUACACUCGCACACCCACCGCUACAGACAAAUGAAGGACGACAUCCGCAGCGUGCUGAAGGAAGGCCGCCUCCUGCUGUCCAACCUGGAAACUGCAAAGGCAUCCAGGAGAGACGGAAUAGAGGAGCGGGACAUAGAGGCAGACACCAACACCGUCCACAGGCUCCUGGCUCAACUCAGAGAUAUGGAGGAGGCAUUUGAUGGCUUCUUUGAGAAACAUCACCUGAAGCUGCAGCAGUACCUCCAACUGCUACGCUAUGAGAUGAGCUUUCAGCAGAUGGAGGAGGCAUUGGAGAAGAUUACUGACCAGGAAAAAGAGAUUUCCUCAAUGGGAACCACUGUGGUCCAAACAGAACAGUUACUAAGAGACCUGGAGUCCCUGGACACAAAUGCUCAGGAGGAAAUGGCCCGUGCUCAGGUGGUUAUACUCCAUGGUCACCAGUUAGCAGCCAACCACCACUACGCCCUGGCACUCAUCAUCCAGCGCUGUAAUGAGCUCCGACACCGUUGUGACGUCAUCACCACCGCCAUCCGCACCAAGCGGGCCUCGCUCACACGGGCACGAGACCUCCUUCUGCGCCUCGAGGAGGCCCUGCAGUGGUGCGAUGAAGCUGCCUAUCUGUUGGCCAGUCAGAUGGUGGACAGGUUCCAAACGAGAGAGGGGGCUCAGGAGGCCCUGCAGCACCUCAGCUUCCACCAGGAGAGGGCGCCCUCUGCACUGAAAAACAGCCAGGACACUCUGAGCCUGGAGUUCGAAGCCAUACUUACCCCGCAGCUGCAGUCCCAAAUUUCCAUGGUAACGGAGAAACUGAGCGUGGUCCAGUCCAUGAUGAGGAACAGAGAGCAGUGUCUGAGGAAGCUGGCUGAUGUGCAGGUACGACCCAUCCAGCUGGUGGCACCCCGCCCAGAACCCGACCAGGUCUCCAUGCGCUGCAAGUCACCCCUCUUCUCCCCUAAACACGGUGUGGACUUCAACGUCCUGAAUUCCAAGUUCUCCUUUGACCUGCUCCCUGGGAAGAGAGCCUCUCGAAGAAACAACAGCCUGCGGACGAUCGAGGUGAUACAUGAUUACCAAGGCAACCGCAGCUGUUUGUACAGCCCCGCCCCGGACACGGACUCCGAGGCGGAGGAGAAUCCAGAGCAGGUCACACGACAUAUUAUGAAGGAGCUGAUAGCAACAGAGAGGAUCUAUGUCGACGAGCUGCUCUCGGUCCUGCUGGGAUACAGGGCAGAGAUGGAGGAUCCAGCCCUUUCCAAUCUGCUUCCCUUUGCUCUACGCAGCCAGAAAGAUGUUCUGUUUGGCAACAUGCCAGAGAUUUACCAGUUCCAUAGCAGGAUCUUCCUCCAAGAUCUGCAGGGUUGCCUGGAGACACCAGAAAGAGUUGGAGCCUGCUUCCUGCAGCGGAAAGAGAAGUUCCAGGUGUAUGAGCGUUACUGCCAAAACAAGCCUCGCUCCGAGUUGCUAUGGCGACAGUGUUCUGAUUCACCCUUCUUUCAGGAGUGUCAGAGGAAGCUGGACCACAAGCUGGGCCUGGACUCCUAUCUAUUGAAACCAGUCCAGCGCCUCACCAAGUACCAGCUGCUACUCAAGGAGUUGUUGAAGCACUGUACAGAGGCACAGUACCGCUGUGAGCUUCAGGAGGCGCUAGACUCUAUGUUGGAGCUUCUCAAAGCCGUCAAUGAUUCCAUGCACCAGAUAGCCAUCACCGGAUACCAGGGUGAUCUGAGUCAGUUGGGCCGUGUGGUGUUGCAGGGAGGCUUCAGUGUGUGGAUUAGCCACAAGCGAGCGGCAGUCCGGAUGAAAGAGCUGGCCAGGUUCAAGCCCAUGCAGAGACACCUCUUCCUCUACGACCACGCUCUGCUCCUCUGCAAGCGCAGAGACGAGGACACGCACGACAGAACGCCGUUUUACAGCUUCAAACACUGCCUGAGAAUGAGUGCAGUUGGGAUCACAGAAACUGUGAAAGGAGAUGCAAAGAAGUUUGAGAUCUGGUACAGUGGCAGAGAAGAAGUGUACAUAGUUCAGGCUCCCACCGCGGAGGUGAAAAGCUCUUGGCUGACAGAGAUUCGCAGGAUUCUCAAUAACCAGCAGAAACAGCAUCAAGACGAAGCUCCUUCCCUUCCGCUGUCAGAUGUUCCUCUUUCUGACAGUGUGUUGGGGGUGUGUGUGUCUUGGGGCGGAGCAUCGAUGGGGGGCUGCUCAGCGUGUCUCCAUGUUCCUCACAGCUCCACGGCAACGAGCCGCUCGCACACGCUCCACGGGGAGGAGUCAACACACACUAGCCCCGCCCUCUCAGAGCCCGUGGUCCAAUCACCUCGACCUGGUUGGCCCACCCUUGCCCAUUCAGUAGCUAUCUGUGAGGGUCUGGAGGACUGGGGCGCGACAGACCUCUCCAACCUGUCCGAUUCAGAGGAGGAGGAUCAGCCCGCCCCACUGGUGGCUGGACGGUACAGGGUCAUGGUGGAGAGCAGCAUGGCCAGCUCGGAUGACAUUAUCUUUAACUGCGGUGAUGUCAUUCAGCUGCUUUACGCAGACUCAGCAGGAAUGUGGAUGGUGAGGAAUAUGAGUCGUGGUGAAGAAGGACGUGUCCUUCCUGAGGACCUGCAUAGGAUUCUGGGAGCGACCUGCUGA
Lampris incognitus (smalleye Pacific opah) is the source of this 3048-nucleotide messenger RNA. RefSeq names its product proto-oncogene DBL (gene mcf2b). The transcript has 26 exons. Gene Ontology annotation, molecular function: guanyl-nucleotide exchange factor activity. The record is from RefSeq and is a predicted model, not a curated record. The coding region runs from base 1 to 3048 and encodes 1015 amino acids. Gene Ontology annotation, cellular component: cytoplasm. Gene Ontology annotation, biological process: dendrite development. Lineage: Eukaryota; Metazoa; Chordata; Actinopteri; Lampriformes; Lampridae.